AAGAAGGAUUUAACUCGAACAAUGUUGAACCGACGUGUCGGGAGAGUGAGGAAUGCCCUGGUGCGAGAGUGCAUGGCUGAGUUCUUGGGAACUUUUGUGUUGCUGCUCUUUGGCUGCUCUGCUGCAGCGCAAGUAAAGACAAGCAGAGAGACUAAAGGCCAGUUCCUGUCAGUCAAUUUGGCCUUCUCCGUGGGUGUGAUGUCAGCUAUGUACCUCACCAAGAACAUCUCAGGUGCUCAUUUCAAUCCAGCGGUGACUCUGAGUUUCUGUGUGUUGGGCCAGGUCCCCUGGGGAAAGCUGGUGCCCUACUGCCUCUCCCAGGUGCUGGGGGCUUAUCUGGCAUCAGGGCUCGUCUACUUGGUCUACUAUGAUGCCAUAAUGGAGUUUAGUGGAGGAGUAUUGACUGUCUAUGGCCCAAAUGAGACCGCGUCUAUAUUUGCCACAUAUCCCUCAGAGUACAUGACUUUGGGUAGAAGUUUCCUUGACCAGGUAGUGGGCACUGGCAUGCUGAUGUUGUGCAUACUGUCUUUGGAAGAAAAGAGGAACACCCCGGCUCCCUCAGAGCUGAUUCCUGCUAUAGUAGCAGUGAUCGUCCUGGGGAUCUCUAUGUCAAUGUCAGCCAACUGUGGUGCUGCAAUAAACCCUGCUCGGGACCUGGGGCCACGCCUCUUAACACUGACUGCAGGCUGGGGCACUGAGGUCUUUACGUGUUACAACUACUGGUUCUGGGUGCCACUGGUGGCCCCACUUAUUGGAGGUGUUAUAGGUACUUUCAUAUAUUUGUUCUUCAUCCACUGGCACCUGCCUGACCCAGACCCUCCUGAGAGACUCUCCUCUCUCUCCACUAUCAGUGACAAAAUCAAGCAGCCCUGCACAAUGUGGAACAAUGGAGUAGAGUUAAAGGCUGCAUGAAAAUAUGUUGUCAUGAGUCAGUUUUAGACAGUAAUCUGUUUGAGAAAGCAGAGUUUGAAUACCUGAGUUUAGCCACUGUUAAGAUGCAUACAUCUCUGGGAGAAAUAAGGGACUGUUCGUUAUUUAUUUCAGGGGCCACCGGAAAAGUUUUGGGGUCUUUAGUCAAAAUAGACCUGAUCCUUCCUUCACCAGCAAUACAUUCCGGAUGAUCCUCCAAAAUGAUAUGGACAAAAGGGAUGACCCUCCCCAACAAUUUAUUGAGAUUUUCUAUACUGGUUUGCAUUUGGCAAAGAUGUACAGACAUCCAUUGUUUUCUUACAGCCAUGACAUAUGUGGCUAAACCUCUGCUUUCUCAUCUUAUGCAUCCCACUCCUCUGUUAU
Perca fluviatilis (European perch) is the source of this 1293-nucleotide messenger RNA. It is a transcript of the gene aqp10a, whose product is annotated as aquaporin 10a. The transcript is spliced from 6 exons. The record is from RefSeq and is a predicted model, not a curated record. Gene Ontology annotation, cellular component: plasma membrane; basolateral plasma membrane. NCBI's taxonomy places the organism in Eukaryota, Metazoa, Chordata, Actinopteri, Perciformes, Percidae. Gene Ontology annotation, molecular function: urea transmembrane transporter activity; glycerol channel activity; water channel activity. Gene Ontology annotation, biological process: glycerol transmembrane transport; water transport. Bases 22 to 912 code for a protein of 296 amino acids.